Molecule: messenger RNA, 1970 nt
Organism: Egretta garzetta (little egret)
Lineage: Eukaryota; Metazoa; Chordata; Aves; Pelecaniformes; Ardeidae
Gene: ATP5F1A
Product: ATP synthase F1 subunit alpha
Exons: 14
Coding region: 1-1842 (613 amino acids)
Biological process (GO): proton motive force-driven ATP synthesis; proton transmembrane transport
Molecular function (GO): ATP binding; proton-transporting ATP synthase activity, rotational mechanism; ADP binding
Source: RefSeq, a predicted model, not a curated record
AUGGGACCUCCGCGAGGCGUUCCUGCGCCAGCAUCCCAUCCCUGCGCUGGGAAAGCUGGACGGCCCCGAAAUACCUACAGGGAGGAAGGACACCUCCGCUUGCCCUGCGAGGCAGCCUGCCUGAUUUCCAGAAACGCCCUGGGUGCAGCAUUUGUUGCUACAAGAAACAUCCAUGCCUCCAAAACAUGCUUUCAGAAAACUGGCACUGCUGAGGUAUCCUCUAUUCUUGAGGAACGUAUUUUGGGAGCUGACACCAGUGCUGAACUUGAGGAGACUGGCCGUGUGCUCUCAAUUGGUGAUGGCAUUGCCCGUGUGUACGGGCUAAGAAAUGUACAGGCAGAAGAAAUGGUUGAAUUCUCUUCUGGACUGAAGGGUAUGUCCUUGAAUUUGGAGCCCGACAACGUUGGUGUUGUCGUGUUUGGUAAUGACAGACUGAUCAAGGAAGGGGAUGUUGUGAAGAGGACUGGUGCCAUUGUGGAUGUUCCUGUUGGGGAAGAGCUGCUGGGCCGCGUUGUAGAUGCCCUGGGCAAUCCAAUUGAUGGGAAGGGUCCUAUUACAUCUAAGGCACGUAGAAGAGUUGGCUUAAAGGCCCCUGGGAUCAUUCCCAGAAUCUCUGUGCGUGAACCCAUGCAGACUGGUAUUAAGGCUGUGGACAGCUUGGUGCCAAUUGGUCGUGGCCAGCGUGAGCUGAUCAUUGGUGACAGGCAGACUGGGAAAACUUCAAUUGCAAUUGACACAAUAAUCAACCAGAAACGAUUUAAUGAUGGAACAGAUGAGAAGAAGAAGCUGUACUGUAUCUACGUUGCAAUUGGCCAGAAGAGGUCUACUGUUGCUCAGCUGGUGAAGAGGCUCACUGAUGCAGAUGCCAUGAAGUACACUAUCGUGGUGUCUGCCACAGCAUCUGAUGCAGCACCCCUUCAGUAUCUGGCUCCCUAUUCAGGCUGCUCCAUGGGGGAAUACUUCAGAGACAAUGGAAAACACGCAUUAAUCAUCUAUGAUGACUUAUCCAAACAGGCUGUUGCCUAUCGUCAGAUGUCUCUGCUGCUGCGUCGUCCACCCGGUCGUGAAGCCUACCCAGGUGAUGUGUUCUACCUGCACUCUCGCCUGCUGGAGAGAGCAGCCAAGAUGAAUGACUCCUUUGGAGGUGGCUCUCUGACUGCCUUGCCUGUCAUUGAAACUCAGGCUGGUGAUGUGUCUGCUUACAUUCCAACCAAUGUCAUCUCCAUCACUGAUGGACAGAUCUUCUUGGAAACUGAGUUGUUCUACAAAGGUAUCCGUCCAGCCAUCAACGUCGGUCUGUCUGUGUCCCGUGUAGGUUCUGCUGCUCAGACCAGGGCUAUGAAGCAGGUGGCAGGUACCAUGAAGCUGGAGUUGGCCCAGUAUCGUGAAGUAGCUGCCUUUGCUCAGUUUGGGUCUGAUCUGGAUGCUGCUACGCAACAGCUUGCCUUGGAUGGCUCCAGCCCUCGCAGCAUUUUAGUAGCCCUCCUCUGGCCCCGCUCCAACAGGUCCCUGUCCUCCUUGUGCAGUUGGUCUUCAAAGGCGGCCUCUGUAGUGCUGAUGUGUCCUGAUGUAAGGGUUAAUGAUGGCACGAAUGCUUGCUUUUCUGCAGUUCCCAUGGCUAUUGAGGAGCAGGUUGCAGUCAUCUAUGCUGGUGUAAGAGGUCACUUGGACAAGCUGGAGCCCAGCAAAAUCACUAAAUUUGAGAGUGCUUUCCUAGCUCAUGUGCUGAGCCAGCACCAGGCCCUCCUCUCCACAAUCAGGACCGAAGGGAAGAUCUCUGACCAGACGGAAGCCAAGUUGAAGGAAAUAGUCACCAGUUUCCUGGCUACUUUCGAGGCGUAAACUCCUUAACUCUUCCAGCGGACCCGGCGGUUGUCCUGACCCCGUGCUCCAGCUCCAUCAAAGACUUCAAAGCAUGCGCCACUUGAAUGUACAGAUCUCGGUGGGAAUAAAAGCGCCUGUGUCAAAGG